CAUUGUUUUCUGCCUGUCAUGGCGGACGUUAGUCGUUUUCGGGCCGCUGCGUGAGACGUGACGCGUCGUUCUCUCUUUCACUACGAAAGUUGCCAUCAGAAGGCUUUACACCGCCAACAUUUGUGACCUGCUACCGGUUCGAAAGUGCACAAAUGGCCAACGUAGAAGGAGGAGACCCGUGAGCUGGGUGAACACAGUGCGUUGCAGCGGUGCCCGCGUUUUCUUUAGGAGUGGUGUGGAGACGCCGUAAACGCAUCGCCGCUUCCGCGUUUUUUCAUAAUCACUUGUGGCACUGUUGUUUGUUGUGACGUAGAAGUGCGCUCAUGAAGGGCAAAGGCAAAGGUUCCGAGGAGUGUCCGUUGCAGUUUCCAGACGUGAGUCCGGUGGACCACGUUCAGGAAUGCCCCCGGUACACGGCAAUCGCGCAAGGAGACGCUACGCUCUCUCUCGAGGACUUGGAGCCGUUGCAGCUCGAGCUCGAGACGCUUCUGGUGUCGGUGUGCGAGAGGCGCCGGCGGUUGGCGCACGAGACGCAGCUGCUACUUUCGUGGCAAGAGAAAAAGAUUCCCGUCACCGGUAGUGGCACACCGUCGGCACCGGGAAAACGUAGUCGAGUAUCGCCUGAUGGCAAGCCGUCGAAGAAGUUCAGGGACGGUGGAAAGGUUUUCACGGGUGGGCGGCCACCACGCAAGCAGGUAGCAUCAAGCUCAUCUACAUUGGCCACUGGUGUCACCACUGAAGAAGGGCCGUCAGUUGCACGUAAUGAUGCGCCAAACCGUUUUUGGGCUUCUCUGGAACCUUACUGCGGUCAAGUGACAGCUGAGGACGUACGUGCCUUGGAAGAGCUGAUGCGUGCCCGUGAGGAAGAAGCCUCGGAGUACCUGAAGGUGCCAGCCCUUGGCCGUCACUAUGCCCAGCGGUGGGCGCAGGAGGACCUUCAGGAGGAACAAACGCAGGGGGCACGAGCCACAGGUGGUGGAGCCCAGGGAGCAAGGUCGCCACAGCAGACGAAGGGCAGCCUCAACUGCGACACGCCAUCAUCGGGCGGCAACAACAGCAAGGGAGGCAGUGGUGGGGAGCCCCUGGGAAGCCUGACACAACGGCUUGUCUCUUGCCUGCUGGAGGAGAACCUCUUGUGCCCUCCCCUGGAGGAAAACCAGCUGGGUCCCCCACUUGGUCCGAACCCUGGCCUCGCUCAGCAGCUGGAGCGACGUGUGCGACGAGAGCUUCGCGAGCAUGGCCUCCUGACCGAGACUGACAACCCAGAUGACCAGGUCAUGACAGAACUACGGAGAUGCCAAACAGAGCUCCGGAGUAUCAGCAAUCGAAAUGGAGCUCAGCUUAAUGCACUUCUGAGGCGUGCCCGUGAGAGCCUGGCACAGCAAGAAUUCAACCGGCGCUUACGGGUGGCGGACCAUGAGCUUCUUGAAGCCUGGCGACGGUUGGCUCAGGCACGACAGCGCAAGAAGACCCCGUCCAAGAAGGACCGCGACAUGGCUUCAAAGGCGCUACGUGAUCGCCAAGCCCUUCUCAAGCAGCGACCUUCAUCGGUGCCGCGAUAAAUUCCCAUAAGGAAAGCGUCAGUGGCCUGUUGUUUAAUUUGAACUGAUGAAUUGGACUGCCUUUAUAAAACAUUGCACUGCAAGAAUGCCUGCUCAAAAAAGACCGCAGCUUAGCCAGCAAUGAUCCGUGCUACCGUCUUUUAGCAGGAGCCAUUGUAAGUGCAACAGUAAAGUACCAGAAAGCC
Messenger RNA from Dermacentor silvarum, 1747 nucleotides. RefSeq names its product transcriptional adapter 3 (gene Ada3). Gene Ontology annotation, biological process: regulation of transcription by RNA polymerase II. Gene Ontology annotation, molecular function: transcription coactivator activity. The transcript has 5 exons. The record is from RefSeq and is a predicted model, not a curated record. Gene Ontology annotation, cellular component: SAGA complex. Bases 324 to 1562 code for a protein of 412 amino acids. NCBI's taxonomy places the organism in Eukaryota, Metazoa, Arthropoda, Arachnida, Ixodida, Ixodidae.